Messenger RNA from Symbiodinium sp. CCMP2456, 387 nucleotides. Lineage: Eukaryota; Dinophyceae; Suessiales; Symbiodiniaceae. The record is from the annotation of a GenBank genome assembly.
GCCCAAUUGAAGCUGCUGGUCAGAAACUUCACGUCGAGUGCGAUACGAGGUGUUGACUGCAGCAAGGUCGACCUGAAGACCGGCUCCAUACAGAAAGGCAGGUACACCAUCGACAGGUGGCUGCGCUUCCUAACUUUGGAAGCCGGACCUUCCUCGGAAAAGAUUGAGAUUGGUCGCCUGACCGAGGUGUCUCUUGCAAAGGAGCUUCCUUUGGACGGGCUUCCUGAUGGACUCGAAGCACUCAGGCCAUGUUUGUUGCUUCUUCGCUUCGCGGAUGCCACUGAGAUAGCCAAGGAAGUCGCCAUCUCAGAGGCUGACGAAGCGAGCUGCGAGACGUUUGUGACGUGCAUGAACAUCCUGCGACUCUAUGCCCAGGUGAACUCGUGA